AUGGUCCUCGGCGACGUGAUCAAACGAUGGCAGCUACUAAAAGGCAAUUCCAACGCCAUCUUCCUCACCGGCACAGAUGAGCAUGGAAUCAAAAUACAACAAGCCGCCCAAGAGGCCGGGAUGGAUACACAAGCCUUCUGCGAUAUGAACUGCAAGACAUUCCAGGAUUUGGCAAGAGUAGCAAAUAUUAGUAAUGACCAUUUCAUACGGACUACGGAUGAAGCCCACAAGGACGCGGUACGGUACUUUUGGGAAUCGCUACAACAUCGGGGUUAUAUAUACACAAAGAAGCAUGAGGGAUGGUAUUCUGUGAGCGACGAGGCGUUUUAUCCGCAGUCACAGGUAGAGCCAUCUCUGGAUCCUGCGACUGGCAGAAAACGAAUGAUCUCCACCGAGACCGGCAAAGAAGUCGAGUGGUCGUCAGAGACCAAUUAUCACUUCCGUCUAUCCGCGUUCAAAGAUCGACUUCUCGAGUUCUACGAGCAGAAUCCAAAAUUCAUCCUAUCAAAGAAUCAUAUGAGGCAUUUAGUCAAGACGGUGGGUGAUGACUUACAGGAUCUGUCAAUUUCCAGGCCUGUUGAGCGUUUGACUUGGGGUGUCAGAGUUCCCGGAGACGAUUCUCAGACCAUAUAUGUCUGGCUGGAUGCACUUAUCAAUUACCUGACAAAAGCUGGCUACCCCUUCACUCCAGGGAAGGAAUCCGAGCUGGGCUGGCCAGCUGAUCUUCACAUCGUCGGAAAGGAUAUCGUUCGCUUCCACUGCAUCUACUGGCCUGCCUUCCUGAUGGCCCUCGACCUGCCUGUUCCGCGACACGUCCUUGUGCAUGGCCACUGGACAAUGAAUAGGGCCAAAAUGUCCAAAUCCACCGGCAACGUCGUCAAUCCGUUUUUUGCCAUUGAUCGAUUCUCGGUCGAUAUCAUGCGGUUUUUCCUCAGUCUUCGCGGCCCACUGAGUGAUGAUUCAAACUACGAGAACGGCAACAUUGUCAAUGACUACAAGAAGUAUUUGCAGUAUGGCUUGGGCAAUGUAUAUCAGCGCCUGAUGGGUGUCACGAAAUCGAAAUUCUACCCAAGUAUAGACGCAGCGAAGAAUGGUUUUGGGCAUGAAGCGACCGAAAAUGACAAGGAAUUUGAGCAAUGGCUCCAAGAAUUGCCGUCGGUAGUCGAAAGGUUUAUGGACGCUUUCAACUCCAAGGCUGCUCUUCGCGAGCUUAUGGACGGAGCCAUGAAGACACAAAAUUACUUUCACCGCGCCGCCCCCUGGGAACACAAAGACGACCUCGCCCGCGUCGAUCGCGUCAUCUAUAACGUAAGCGAAUUUCUGCGCAUAUCUGGCAUCUUGCUGCAGCCAUUCAUGCCGCAAAAGGGUUCCGAGCUUCUGGACCGUAUAGGCGUUAGUGCAGAUGCGUCCAAACGCGGGUUUGCGGCUGCAAAGUACGGGGCGGAUUAUGAGUAUGGGAUCGUUGAGAAGCCUGUUGACAGGCGCCAGUUUUUGUUUCCGCCGCUUAUGGUUGAGGAUUAG
This is a messenger RNA of Talaromyces amestolkiae, 1521 nucleotides long. RefSeq lists its product as uncharacterized. Gene Ontology annotation, biological process: methionyl-tRNA aminoacylation. Gene Ontology annotation, molecular function: methionine-tRNA ligase activity; ATP binding. Bases 1 to 1521 code for a protein of 506 amino acids. NCBI's taxonomy places the organism in Eukaryota, Fungi, Ascomycota, Eurotiomycetes, Eurotiales, Trichocomaceae. The record is from RefSeq and is a predicted model, not a curated record. The transcript has 4 exons.